AAGCAGCAAGAACAAAGAAUAUUUGAAAAGAAAGAAAAGAAAAGGAUGAGAUGACACAUGUAGUUGUUUAUGACCUUAAUAACCUUACAUGUGUAUUAGUUUAAUGUAAACUAAACAGUUUUUCCUUCAUUGAGAAACAGGUGGUCCAUUUUUGGACCACCGGUCCUCAAAGGGUUAAAUAGAUUUUCUCAAAAACUAAAACCAGAUUUAUUGAGAUAGAAAUCAAUUUAAACAGAUUUUUCGCACAAAAAGUUACGCAGAAUGAAUUUAAAUGUAUCUUUUUUAAAAUUAAUUUCUAAAUGAAUUUUAAAAAAGUAGAUUUAAAUAGGUUUUUUUCAAAAAGAAGUCGAGUUAAAUAGAUUUUUUCAUGAAAAAAUAAAUAAAUAAAAAAAAAUGGCAUAUUUCUUCAAGAAGUGCCGCAAUGGGUAAUAGCUAUAAGAAAGCUUCACUUUUCACUUGCACGAAUCGACACUGAUAACGUUUUUCUUUUGCGCCAGUGUUGAUAACAAGUGAGCUUCUUUUAAUACCUCACAAAGACUAACUCUUGUGUCUGUAUAAGCUGCACUAAACAUGUUCACAGUUUGCAUGGCAAAAGAAUGGGAGAAAAAAGGAAUUUUUAUUGCUUUGGUACAUCCCGGAUGGGUCAGAACCGACAUGGGCGGCGACAGCGCUGAUCCCGACACUGAUACGGCUGUUACAAAUAUUGUUGAAUGUUUACAAUCGUUGAAAGCUGAACAUUAUGGCAGAUUAAUUGAUUCAACACAAGCAUCCAUCAUAACAAUAUUCCCUUGGUAA
Molecule: messenger RNA, 795 nt
Organism: Didymodactylos carnosus
Lineage: Eukaryota; Metazoa; Rotifera; Eurotatoria; Philodinida; Philodinidae
Source: the annotation of a GenBank genome assembly